CAGACCAACGAAAAGCGCAAUCGGUGCAGAAAGUGAGUGAAGUGAAAGGAUAACAGACUCCAUAAAUUGCAUAAGGAUUAUCAAAAAAGAAAACAACAGCGAUUAUUACCCAGUUGGAUUAUUAAACUUGACAUAAAAAAGAUCUCCAGAAUGAGAAUAAGAGCUAGCCUGUUGGCAGUCGUGCUGCUGGCCACCGCCUCCCUGGCCGAGGAGUCCAGCUGGGGCAAUGAGUGGGCGCCCAUGGAGAGUGCCAUGCCCAGUCGCCGAUCUGUGGAUACCAAGCCCGCCGACCAAGCUGACAUUCAGGGACGCUACCUGGUGCACGAACCCAUCCAGAGCAACAGCACCACCACCCAGAUCGAUGAGGUUAUUGAUCAGCUGAUCAACUCCCGCCGGGAGGGUCGCAAUCUCGGGGAGUACGAUGCCGUCUAUGCCGAUGGAAAUAUCGACCAGGCUCUGCAGCAGGGAAACGAUAUGCAGGCCCGCAAUCUUAUCCGUGACAAGCUGUGCGGUCUGGGACUGAUGAGCUGUGAUGUGGAGGAGAAGCGUCCCUUCUACUCGACGAUCUACGCCCAAGGUCCUCCGCCACCGUCUGGUUUCAGUGGUGGUCCCUAUGGUCCCGCCAAGCCCAUGCCACCACCAAGUUACUUCAACGGCCGUCCGCCAAUGGGAUCUUACGGACCUCCGCCCAGCUCCCUGAACUCCUUUGGACCUCCGCCCAGCUCGGUGAACUCGUUUGGACCUCCCCGCAAGGUUGGCUACGAGGGACCCUACAAGCCAAUGUCUGGACCCUAUAGGCCAACUGGUCCUGGUGGCUACCUGGAACACCCGCCACCAUCCGCUAUUGAUGGCUCUUCCGAUGGCAUCACCUAUACGAAGCCACCACCCGGUGCUCUGAUCUACGACAGCAAGCCACCAGGACCCAUCUACACCGGAGGCCCUUCUCUGGGUGCCGGACCCGUGUUCACUGGUGCCUCGAACGGAGUUCCCCCGUACAACUUUGAGAAUCCCGAGGGAGGUAUCCAGGGAGCCAGCUCUGCUCCCAAUGGCUUCUACUCGCAGCAGUCUUCGGCUUCCUCCUCGUCGGCCACUUCCUCCAGCACGAAAGUGGUGGUGGGAGCACCCAUCGAUGCCCUGCAGCAGCAUGUGCACCAUCACUACCACCACGUGGAGGGUGGCGAGGGAGCCAAGGUGCCCAGUGUGCCCAUUCCCAUUGGAGCCGGCCAGACCAUCAACACGGACUUCAGUGCCCUGGCCCAGUCGUCGGCCACCUACACACCCUCGGUUCAGUCUUCCUCCGGAUCCAGCUACUCCCAGUCGAAUGCCUUCAAUGCUGGCUUCAAUGGCGCCUCUCAGGGUGGACUCCUUUCGCAGAGCGGCUUUGGCCUGAACCAGAAACCCACUGGAGAUCUGUACAAGCCCAACUCCGGCUUGGGAAGUUUUGGCCAAAGCGCCUCUGGAGGAUUCAGUGGUUCGCCCAGCUCCAGCUAUCACAGCCAGAAUCCCGAUUACUACAAGAAGGAGCUGCACGGUGGAGCUUCCAACCAGUACAAUGGCAUCUCGGGUGGCUACCAGGGACAGGGACAGGGACUAGGACAAGGACAGUACCAGAGCGGAUAUGACACCUCCCGCCAGCAGAUUGUGGACUGCCAGUGUGUGCCCAUCUCCCAGUGCCCGGCAGCCGAUCGCAUUGGUCGCAAGGAGGACCUCAUUCUGCCCAUCGAUCCCCGCAACCUGGGCAAGGACAUUGAGGCUCUGAGUGACGAUCCUCUGGCCACCAAUGCCACCACUCCUGCCGAGGGAAAGAAGGCUGAGGAGAAGUCGGACAAGGAUGACAAGAAGCGCACGCGUCGCCAGGCUGAUGGUGACCAGAAGGAUGAGGAAGCCAGCGAUCUCUCGCUCGAUGCUCAAGGGAGACAGUCGCCGCUCGGAGGAUCUCCACUGGCAUUGCCCGCCCUCCAGGCCAUCGAGCUGAUCCAGCGGAAGGUGCUGCCCACCUAUGGGGUGAGCUUUGGUCUGCCCUAUCCCACUGGGGGAUAUGGUGGCUAUCCCUCGAACAUCCUGGGCGAUCAUGUGCCCGCUCAGAAUCCCUACUUCGGUUCAGUGGGUCCGAAUGGCCUGAAUCUCGGCCUGGUGAAUGUGAAUCCUCUGGUCUCGGUGCAGGUGGCCAAAACGGAAUAUGGCGAGAAGGUGGUGAAGCCACUGGUCAAUCUGCAUGUCACCCCAAAUGCCAAUCUCAUCCAGAAAGUGGGGGAUUUCUUCAAGCGGAAACCCACUGAAGCGUAUAGCACUCACUAUCACCAUCACGAUCACUACAGUGGCUAUGAGCAUUACGAUCAUCACGAUUAUGAUCACCAUGGUCACCACGACCACCACUCGCAUCCCCACUACUUUGGAGGAUCUGGACCUGGUCCCCACUUCAGUGUGGAAAUGGUGCCAAGUACUCCGAUCUUUGAGUACCACAGUGGCCCGUCUGCACCUGCCCAGUAUCAUCACCACCACGAAUCGACUCCCUAUGAGAGCUCCUUCAGCUCCAUCUAUCCUGGCUCCAGUCACGAUUUUGGUGGCUUUGGCGAAUACUCGCAGCAUGUGGAACGAAGUGCCAACGUGAGCAGUGGUGAAACGUCCUCGUUUUCAUCAAAUUCCGGGCGUCGUGGCAAGCAGUUGACCCUCGGACCUCUCUACAACAUUCCCACUCCGGCUCCAGGUGGAUCAGCCGGCAGUGAUCAGAUCACUUUUCCCAGGGAUCGCAGGCGUCGCAGCGUUGAGGAUGGUGUGUGGGCGGGAGCAGCUCCUGAGGAGCAGCGCGCUUACUAUGGCAACCGACCCGUGGAGAAGACCUGCCGCAUCAACGAGGUCUGCUGCCGUCGUCCCCUUCGCCCCCAGGCUCCUCCCCAGCAGUUCGGCCGUUGUGGAGUGAGGAACGCCGCCGGAAUCACCGGUCGCAUCAAGAACCCCGUGUACGUGGACGGCGACAGUGAGUUCGGCGAGUAUCCCUGGCAUGUGGCCAUCCUGAAGAAGGACCCCAAGGAGUCGAUCUACGCCUGCGGUGGCACCCUCAUCGAUGCCCAGCACAUCAUCUCCGCUGCCCAUUGCAUUAAAUCUCAAAAUGGCUUCGAUCUUCGUGUGCGUCUGGGCGAAUGGGAUGUGAACCACGAUGUGGAGUUCUUCCCCUACAUUGAACGCGAUGUGGUCUCCGUGCACAUCCAUCCCGAGUACUAUGCCGGCACCCUGGACAACGAUCUGGCCGUCCUGAAACUGGAUCAGCCCGUUGACUUCACCAAGAAUCCCCACAUCAGUCCCGCCUGUCUGCCCGACAAGUAUUCCGACUUCACCGGAGCCCGCUGCUGGACCACCGGAUGGGGCAAGGAUGCCUUUGGCGAGCACGGAAAGUACCAGAACAUCCUGAAGGAGGUGGAUGUGCCCAUUCUGUCGCACCAGCAGUGCGAGUCGCAGCUGAGGAACACCCGUCUGGGCUACAACUACAAGCUGAAUCCCGGAUUUGUGUGCGCCGGCGGAGAGGAGGGCAAGGAUGCCUGCAAGGGCGAUGGCGGUGGUCCUUUGGUUUGCGACCGUAAUGGCGCCAUGCACGUCGUGGGUGUCGUCUCCUGGGGCAUUGGAUGCGGCCAGGUGAAUGUUCCCGGAGUCUACGUGAAGGUCUCUGCCUAUCUGCCCUGGAUCCAACAGAUCACCCAGAGCUAUCAAUGAUUAACGGAGCAGCAUGAUGAAAAGGAGAAGGAGCAGGUGACCGCCUACCAUGCGAAUGCAUCGUCAUCACUACCAGAUGAUGACACCACCUCCUCCGACGAAUUCGUUUUCCACUACUGACCGAAGCCAUCACUCUACAAACUUUUGCAAACUCUCGAAUCGUCUCAAUUGUCGCAUUCGUCAUCGUAUUUAUCAGCGCCGUCACUCCUAUUUAUUACGAAUGUCUCUUCGAUUACCUGUCAUGUUUUGUUAUAUACUAUAUUAUGCGCCCACGGGCGCAUUCACUUCGCUUCGCUUCACUUGUUGACCCACUCAUUAGCGGCCCACAAUUGUUACUUAAUUGAAGACGCACAGCCGUCGCGCACCACUUGUUGAUAUUAAUUGUAACUUGUAUCUUGUAUCCUGUACAUCUGAGUUCCGAUUUUGUCCUGUAAAAUAGU
Messenger RNA from Drosophila elegans, 4148 nucleotides. RefSeq lists its product as uncharacterized. Gene Ontology annotation, biological process: proteolysis. The record is from RefSeq and is a predicted model, not a curated record. The transcript has 5 exons. Bases 151 to 3708 code for a protein of 1185 amino acids. Gene Ontology annotation, molecular function: serine-type endopeptidase activity. Lineage: Eukaryota; Metazoa; Arthropoda; Insecta; Diptera; Drosophilidae.